AUGCCGUCCCCUCACGCUGCUGCUAUCAUAGCCAGCACUUUACUCUGCUUGACGAACCCGACCACAGGCAUACCAACCCAACAGUACCCUGUUCUCAUUCCCAAGUCAUCUCAAGACUCGUUCCAAAAUGGAACCGUCAUCUACGGGUCCAAUGGAACCACAACCCUCACUCUCCAGGGGACGUCUCCUGCCAUUGUAGUCCUCGACUACGGUCGAAACGUGGAAGGGUUUCCUACAUUCGAGGUUGUCUCUGCCACUGGAGACACCUCGGGCUUUGAAAUUUCGUAUGCUGAAAGCAAGGCCUCUCUUGACCUGUACAUGAGCGAUGGCCCCCUUCCCCUCGCCGCGGCAAUGGACACCUACAGAGUUAACCAGUACAACAUCACGGGCCCGUCUCUCGUCACGAACCGCCUCAUCCAAGGCGCCUUCCGCUACCAGAAGCUCAACCUCUCGACCCCUGGAUCACUCUGCCUCCGCAACAUCGGCGUCAGGCCCACCACGUCGACCACACCUCUAACCCAGCUCCCCGGCUCCUUCGAGUGCUCCGACGAGGACCUCACCCGCAUCUGGCACGUCGGCGCAAGGACGGUCCAGCUCACCGAGAUCCCCAGGAACUCCGUCCCGGACUUCCUCCAGGUCACAGAGGAGGGCGCCUACGCCGAGAGUCAAGCCCCUCAAGCGCUGGCCGGCACCGUGGCCGCACAGCUUCUCAACUACCGCGUCCAUCUGGAGGUCAAACCCGUCAAGGGCGGCUUCGGAGUCGCCGUGCUGUGCGAUACGCUGAACAGCUGCGUAUACAUCUCCUUCGACCUGGUACGGCACGUAGUCACAGCCCAUGCCGGCUCGACGACUUUCGACACCCUCCUCGCAACGUCUGCCCUCCCGCCUCACAUGGCCCUUUUCGAUACGUGGCACAGUGUCCGCAUCGAGGUCGCCGCGCCAUCCGUCACCGUCACCAUAGACACCUUUCCGAUCUUCAACCUGACCCAGACGUCCCGCUUCUUCGGGUCGUUCGGCCUCGGCGCCUCCUUCGGCCACGCGGCCUACUUCCGCAACCUUUCCGCCAGCACGCCGGCCGGCGAGACCAUCUACGCCAACUCGCUAACGUCCCCUUCUUUCCUCGCGGACUUCAUGAUGGGCACGAACCCGGCGGAAACCAUCGUCGACGGCUCCCGCCGUGAUCGGAUCGCGUACACGGGUGACCUCGACGUGGCCAUCGGCGCCGCGCUGGCGAGCACGCACGGCACGUCCUUCGUCGACGGCUCCCUCGACCUCCUGGGCUCGUACCAGGCCCCGUCGGGCUUCUUCAUCCCCACGGCCAAGAUCCAGCAGGAACCCCUGGCGUCCCCGCUGGACGUGGACGCGACGGGGCUCAUCGGCUACUCCUUCAACUUCGUCACCGCCCUUGCGCAGAACUACGAGACGAGAGGAGACGUCGCCUUCGCGCGGCGGUGGGCGCCCGGGAUCGCGAGGAUGCUGGACUGGGCCGACUCCCAGACCCUCCCUAACGGGCUCUUCAACGUCUCGGACGCGUCCAUCGGCGGGGACUGGAACUACUACGACCCGGCCCAGACCGGCGCCGUGACAAAGUUCAACGCCGUGUACGCCUACGCCCUGCAGCAGUCCCUGCUCGUCCUCGGCGACGCGGGCGUCGACGCGACGAGAUACCGCUCCCGGCUCGAGGCACUCCGCGCAGCCAUCAACGAGAACCUCUGGAGCGACGACCUCGGCGCGUACGUCAUGUCCGACACCCUCCGCGGGGGCUUCGCCCAGGACGCCAACGCCCUCGCCAUCCUCGCCGGCGUCCCAUCCCCGGACGCGACGCAACGGAUCCUCGCCACCCUCUCCGGAACGCUCCUCCUCCCCGCGGGGCCCCUCGCCUUUUCUCCUUCCAUCACUACUGCCGCCGGCGGGAGCUUCGCGGAGAAAAUCAGCCCCUACGCCUCGGCGUACCACCUCCGCGCCGCCUUCUCCUCGCGCGACGCCCUUACUGCAAAGACCCUUCUCAAGACCCUCUGGGCGCCGAUGGCGGACCCGGCCAAUGCAAACUACACGGGGUGCUUCUGGGAGACGCUGAACGCCGACGGCACGCCCGGGCUCGGCGUCGGGACGUCCUUGUGCCACGGGUGGUCCGCAGGCCCGACGGCGGAGCUGAGCAGGUUCGUCCUGGGCGUGCGGCCCGCGAGGCCCGGAUUCGCCGGGUGGGAGGUCGAGCCGCAGACCCUGGGACUGGCUUGGGUUAGCGGACGGUAUCCGACUGCCCGCGGCGACUUGUGCGUCGAGUGGCGGUUUGGGGAUGACGAUGGGCUGCUGCGGAUGACGGUCAAGAGCCCCGGCGGUACCACGGGGACGGUACACUUGCCCGAGCCACUGUUGGUAGGGCUCAACGAGUCAGUUAUCCGUGUCAAUAGUGUCGUCAUGAACAACGUGACUCGGUUCGAGGUGAACGGAGGGGAUGUCUUUGAGCUGGUGCAAGAACGAAAUCCUGGUGCAAGGAAGGGGACGGCAAGGAAGCCAUAG
Colletotrichum destructivum is the source of this 2520-nucleotide messenger RNA. RefSeq names its product Putative six-hairpin glycosidase superfamily, alpha-L-rhamnosidase, six-hairpin glycosidase. Bases 1 to 2520 code for a protein of 839 amino acids. The record is from RefSeq and is a predicted model, not a curated record. Gene Ontology annotation, biological process: carbohydrate metabolic process. The transcript has 2 exons. Lineage: Eukaryota; Fungi; Ascomycota; Sordariomycetes; Glomerellales; Glomerellaceae.